Messenger RNA from Nicotiana attenuata, 1094 nucleotides. RefSeq lists its product as uncharacterized. The record is from RefSeq and is a predicted model, not a curated record. Gene Ontology annotation, biological process: shoot system development; root development. The transcript has a single exon. The coding region runs from base 87 to 1016 and encodes 309 amino acids. NCBI's taxonomy places the organism in Eukaryota, Viridiplantae, Streptophyta, Magnoliopsida, Solanales, Solanaceae.
CCAUUCACCAAGAAACAACCUUUCCUCAUCCACAUUCUUCAUAAAAUCACCAAUCUGCCCUAGAAAAGUUAAGACAACAGCUUCAAAUGGAAAAUCAAAUGACGACAAACCUCGUUCGUUCCACGAGUUUGCCUACAGCAACUCAUCCUCUCAUUGUCAGUGCAGAGGAGCAGUUGCAAAGGUUGAAGUCAUCUCAAGGAACUUCCACUUCUUCUCAUUCAACAAUAUGCCAAAGAUUGGACGGACUCAGAAAACUGUACGAUUGUGUUGACGAUGUCCUCCAUUUGCCACUUAGCCAACAAGUUCUCUCCCAUGAAAAACAUGUUAAAUUAUUAGAACAUGUCUCUAACGAUUCCCUCAAGGUUUUGGAUACUUGUAGCAUCACUAAAGACGCUUUCUCACAGAUGAAGGGACGUGUUCAACUACUCGAGUCAUGUCUACGUAGAAAAAGAGGUGGAGAAUUUAGCUUAUCAAAUGAAGUGAACGCAUACAUGGCAUCUAAUAAGAAACUGAACAAAGUGAUUUGCAAAUGUUUCAAAGAUUUGCAUAAGAAAGAAAAUGAUCAGACAAUAAUAAUAGAGGAUUCUGACCUUACAUCAUUGGUUAGUCUAAUUAAAGGACUUGAAGAUGUUACUCUUACAGUAUUGGAGUCAGCUUCAUCUUUCAUUUCCUAUACAAAGAUGAAAUCAAAGCAGAAUAGUUGGUCUUGGGUGGUCUCUAAGCUGUUGAAACCAAAGAGAGUCUCAUGUGAAGGAAUUGAUAUCUCUGAAAUAGAGAAGUUAAACAUGGAGUUGUUGCUUCUUCUACGAAACGAGAAGAUAGAUCAUUCACAGAUUCUAAGUGCACUUAAAAAACUGCUGGUAUUUGAGUCAAGCAUUCAAGAACUAGAGGAUGGGUUGGGAGCUAUCUUUAGGCUUCUCUUGAAAAAUAGAGUUUCCCUUCUCAACAUUCUUCACUACAUAUGUGCUAUGUUUAGUAUAUGGGGUUCCAAUCUUGUGUAUACUAUUUUAUCCUAGAGAGUACAAGAAAUGUUACCAUUUUCAGCUUUGGAUGUACAUUUUUGUCAUAUGGAAUACAGCAAGUGUAACAAAUUU